AUGAGUGGAGGAAGUGUUAUGUCGUCGCGAGCCACUUCAUCGAGUUCAAUCGAAUGGCACGAUUCGCCGGUAUUCGUUCACGAUCGAAUCAGCAAACUCAAGAGUCAAGCACCACAAAUUCGAACGGCUGUUGAUGAACGAAAAUUUGAUGAGGAAUUCGAUCGUUGGUUUUCGAACGGAAGCACUGAUGUGAAUUCGACGAAUUCCAGCGAACAGGACAGUGGUGGUACCACGCGGAAAAUUGAUGUGACACCUCCAGUAUUGAAGACGCAUAAUUGUGGUUUUCGUAAGGUAUCACCAGAAGUGUCGGCAAGUAAAACACCAGCGGAGGUGAUAAAACUUGAUGAAUCGGUCAUGGAUGAUACUGCUGAAAUAAUACGAUCUUUAAAGGAAGCGAAAGCAAAUUUUGAAAGAAUUCUCGAGGAAAAACGUCAACGACACCGAACUAGUUCAGUUGCAACAUGUUCAAUUUCCUUUGAUGAUAUACCAUCGAAUGAUCAUCUGGAUUCGAGCGGCUCGGCAGAUAUCAUCUCGAAAUCAACACAAAUAAAUCUGACACCGACUGCACGUGAUGGCGUACGAACGUUGAUCUCAGCGCGUUUCAGGAAUCUCACAAGUGAAGAGCCUUCACCGAUUACACGAAUUGAGUCACGGAAACGUAGGAGGUAA
This is a messenger RNA of Anisakis simplex (herring worm), 669 nucleotides long. NCBI's taxonomy places the organism in Eukaryota, Metazoa, Nematoda, Chromadorea, Rhabditida, Anisakidae. The record is from the annotation of a GenBank genome assembly.